CACAGACCGGAAAACUCUACCCCAGGUGUCACCUAUGAUUGACAGGUCAUUAGCCUAAUUAGCUAUGUGUAGUGGAAGCUAGGUGACCUGCCGACCUCGGCUUUUUGGACUAUACACGGAAAGACUACCACAGCAGAAACCCGUCAACUUUGCCGGAUUGUCCUUGAUAAAACUUCCAGAGAGGAACCGGACAUUUAUAUUCUGUGGGCAAUUGAACUGCUCAACACAAAACAAACUGAGCUAGUAAACAAAAUGUAAUGCAAGAUGCGUCGCAGCGUGGCACCUCCAUUGUUGGCAUUUGGUGGAGCUCAGCACCUGGUAUGAAACGUCCGUUCAGCCCAUCAGCUCUGCCAAACACUGAGCUGGACAGGAGGGGGUUUGGCGCCACGCUGGGAGUUCAGAUGGACGUUGAGCCUUGUUGCGACGUCCAGGAUGAGGGUGCAGUACCGGAUGAGCAGUCACCAGGGGGCGCCCUGCCUUCUGCACUCUACAGACCCAAAAGGGAGAGAAAGCAACGGAGCUACACAUUGUGUGAGGUCUGCAACAUCCAACUCAACUCAGCCGCACAGGCCCAAAUUCACUACAACGGCAAAUCCCACCAGAAGAGACUCAAGCAGAUCAGCAAUGGCAAGAUGCCAAGCAACACAGGUACAUCGGCCCAGGGCAGCCCCCUCCUGGCUUCCCUCCCCGUCCCAGGACGGCCUCUGCAGCCUCAGCUCGACCUCAAACACCUCCUGCCCUUCAGACUCAAUGGAUCCUCCCCGCUCAGCCUCUUCCCUAACUUUAAUACGAUGGACCCUGUCCAGAAGGCAGUGAUCAACCACACAUUUGGUGUCCCUCAGCCCCUCAAGAAGAAACAGAUUAUCUCCUGCAACAUUUGCCACCUGCGCUUUAACUCAACAAACCAAGCAGAAGCCCACUACAAGGGCCACAAGCACGCCCGGAAACUCAAAGCCAUGGAGGCCCAGAAGAACAGGCAGCGACGAGCCGGGGAGGCCUCAUCCACAGGGAGGGAGAGAGACCGAGACAGAGACCGGGAACGAGACAGAGACCGGGACAGGAACAAGACAUCAACGUCCGAGGCAGCUCUUCCUGCGCUCAUGGAUACAAGCUUAGUGGAGGGAACAAGUCUUCAAACUGAUCUAGAACCACCGAACCUGGAGGCCAAGCUCGAGGAGAGUCCCAGGAGCUCAGUUAUGCUGACUCCAGUUUCCGAGGUUUCCUGUGUUGAGUUGGUCACCCUCUCCCCUCCUCAGAUUUCGCCUUCCUCACAGCUCUCUGAAACUGCCUCAGACACCAGCGCCCCCGAAGCCCCAGAGGCCGCUGAGGCCGCCGAGGCCACAGGCCUGACCGCUGAGUCAGGCAGCCACGCAGACACAUCCAGCACAAAUGGGGAGCCGCAUACGGAUGAGGACAAGGACCCCAAGAAGAGCAAGGCUCACCUCCAUUGUCCUGUUUGUAAAGUGACCGUCAACUCCCUCUCUCAACUGGAAGCACAUAACAGCGGUACAAAGCACAAACUAAUGCUGGAAGGCCACAGUGUUCUGCCACGACGCAGGGGGAAAGUGGUGGCAGCUCGCGCAGGGUGCAAGAGCAAGCGGCUGGGCAGCAAAGGCAGCGUUGGGGUGCCCAGCAAGAACUUCCAGUGUGAAGUGUGUGAGAUCUUUGUGAACUCUGAGACUCAGCUGAGCCAGCACAUGAAUAGCAGAAGGCACAAGGAUAGGCUGGCCGGAAAACCACCCAAGCCCAAAUUUACCCCCCACAGCAAGAGCCAGCCAAGCUCCAGCUUAGCGAACGUGAGAUGGAGUGGCUAUGCAGGCGUGGCUGUGUCUGCCAUGAAGAAAGCGUUCAGCCAGUACAACCUCACCUCCCUCUCCUCGCAGACCAAACUGGCCUUGCAGAAGCAGCUGACCAAGAGCUUGACAACUGGCUUCCUGCCCAGCCCCCUCACCCCGCCAACUCUGUGCACAGUGGCAACUAACCCACUGGCUCUGCGCCACCCAGUGGGCACCACCACCUUCAUCCAGACCCCAUUCCUGGGCCCUGCACUGUUUCGGCCUGCCCCGGGGCCGCUGCGGGCUACACACACACCCAUCAUCUUCUCCCCCUACUGAAAGACUUAACCCGCCUUCCAUUUGAGCUCCUCCCCUGUCCCCUUACCAAACCCCAGGCCCGACUCUAGUGUGACCCACAUGACAAAGGCCACACGCAAACUAUGCAGCCCACCUGACUUCAGAUGGAAACAGUGCACAAAUCCUAACACUCAGUAGGCCCGUGAGGCCUGAGAGCUGUUCCUAUCAUAAAGGCCAAGAUCCCCUAUCAUGCCUUCUUUUCUGCUCCUCUUAUCAUGACCUAAGGAGCAGGACAGGCCUCCAGACAGUGACUGGUGCACAGAGGCCGCUUUUAUAGCCAUUUCAUGGGUCAACAUGGUUUGGAUUAUGGAUAUUAUUGUGUAAUUUAUUAGAGAACAAAUAUAGACAAGUCUAGAUGUAUGUUUAGUGUGGUUGCCACAAAAUAAGGUCCCUUUACUUGAUGCUCUUUUAAAAUGUUUUUAACUUAUUGGUUGUGGGGUUUUAUGAAAGGCGGGAUGAUCAAACAGUAGGUCAUUAAAACAGCUGAAACUGAGGUACACUCCUGUAUGACUGGACAAACUAAGGAUAGUCCGCAGUCAGAGGCUGUCACGUUGCAUCUUGGAUAUGGCCAUUAUCAAACAACUCUGAGCAAGGACCCCUUCUCAACUUUAAAUAUGAGUCCUCUUUGUGGGCGGUAUGUGGUUCUAUAACUACAUUCUGUAUGUCCAUAUGCUAAAGCCCCAUUAGCACCAUGUUGCACCUCCAGCCCUCUCCCACACACUGUUUCCCUGAGCCAUAAAAAACAUUUCUUCCUUUCUUUCUUUCUGAGUCACAGCCAUAGUCAUAGCCCUCCAGAUUUUUUUUUCCUCUCCUGUAUCCCCAGGAUUAAGCACUCAUUAAGGUCCAGAAAAGGUCAGCUUGUCAACUUGACUUUGUUUCAAUUUGCAAAUCUGUCGUCAGAAUGAUUUUUUUAUUUGCUCCAGUGACAUCAUUUGCGCAAUGCAGCUUGAACAUCAUGUUCUCUUCAAGCUAGCGGCAUUAAACCUUUUUUUUUUGCAGCCACGGAUGUCUUACGUUGCAAAAUGCCAUCAUUUCUCUCCCUCUUGUAACUUACUCUUUUUUUCUUUUCCUUCCUCCUUCACCCCGCUGUCGUCACCUCACUGUUGCCCUUGAUUUUCUCUGGUGUUAUCUCAGCAUGAGAUGAUGAGGAGCAGGGAAAGCCCCCCUCCCACCCUCCUCCAACGCACGCACGCACACGCAAACACACACACAGUGAAAACACAAUGGAUAACUUGAAGACUUGAUGGGAUUUCAGAGCUCAGUGAAAAGUUCGGAUGACAGUGGGUGGGGAGGCUGCUCAGCCAGUACUUGAUUGACAUCCUCUUGCAGUGUCUGCGCACAGCGUGGGAGGGAACAAAGAACAGUGCCAUGGCAACCACAUUAAAAGCACCUUAAAACUGAUUUACUUACAAAAGCAAUGAAAAUUGUGUUGAUAUUCACCUUUUUUUGCUCUAGGUGUAUGUUUUUACAAUCCCAUGUCAAUUUCAGUGAGAUUUUUGCUUUGAAGAAAAAAAAAACAAUCAGGUGAGAAUGAUCACUUUAUGGUUUAUCCAUGACUUAGACAAGUCUCACAUUUAAAGCAAUACAUUCGAUAUGUUUAUGUUUAUGAUGUGUUUUCAAUGUGUCAAUGGCUUUAUCUAUUCUAUACUGUACACACCUGUAACAAUGUAUUAUGUACUCCAACACAGCCAAGGGCCAACUCUGAAUUGUCAGUGAGGAGUCAUUUGAAAUGAUGGGUUGUCCUGACGGUGCUGCCCUUGAUGCUUGAUGCUCAUGGUCAGUCUUCACAUGUUGUGACUCUGGGGCUGAGCCGUUCCAUUUAUAGCUGCUCUCGCUGCUGCGAAGAGAGGGUGCUUCAGCGCCAUAUGACAUUGCUGUUUCACUUUUUAGUGGAGCGGGAGAACUUUUGUACGACUUCCACUGAGCAAAACAACGUUACGUCAGAGACAAGUGUUCGGGAUAAGUGUCACAAGUGCAACAUCAGCUGUCAUAUUGCUGUUCAUGCUUGUGUGCCGUCUCCACCCGCCCUCCCACCCAGGAUAUCUUACUAACACUCAACCCUCCCUCUGCCAAAAAAUUGACUGUUGGCAAGGUCUCAUAAGGACUAGGAGUGCGCACAUCAUCCUCCCUUCAACACUCAUACCAAAUCAUGUUCUCUUGAAUUACAGUAAUGGAGCAAAUCCUAUGCAUUUCUCAUUGUGCAAUAUGUAUAGUUGUCUGUGAUGCAGCAGUGCCAUCUGUCGUGAAAACCCUGUAAUUGCCAUCCAGUACUAGUGCUUCUACAAGAUCUUUUGAUCCUAUGUACAUUUCUGUUUAAGGAAACCCCAAGUCUUUCUGGGUAAGCGAAGCCACCGGGUCUCCCCGCCAUACCGAUGUGAUUCUCCCCAGUCGCACUACUCAGUGAACCAGCCAGCCUUUAAUCUUCACUGUUCUGUUUGUUUGUUUCUAUCGCUCAGUGGGAACUCUGACCUAAAGAACUGAAACUUUUUCUUAAAAUAAAGAAUCUAGAGAAGGCAAAUUAUAUGUAGAAAUCAUAGAGUAACUAUAGAGAUUUUAUCAGAGUUGCUAUUGUUAUCUGUAUCACGAUGAACUGCUAUCAUAGAAGAGAGUAGAUUAUGUUAUUGUAGGCUCUGUACGGCAUACAGGGAAAGGAAAAAAUGCUUUGCUUUCUUUUUUUGUUUGUUUGUUUAUUUACGUGAUUUUACCAAUAUGUUUUUUUAAAGGACAAGAGAAAAUAUUUAAAACAAAUUUUUUUUGAGUGAGCUUUUUUUCCUCCUUGUUGACGGUGUCUGAGUUAAUAACGUUAUUCAAGGCCUUUUUAAGACGAUAUCCUAAAGUCACAUUAGCCAGGCCUUCUCAGGGGUGACAGGUUGAGCAAACAUGACCAUCCAUUCAGGGUAUCCCUCCAUGGCUCUAGAGAGCAGGAAACACUGUACGCAUGGAUGGAUUGACAAAAAAAAAAAACAAAAAAAAACAUAGUGCUAUAUAUUAGAGAGGACAAGGGAUGGAUUUUGGAAAAUAAAGCUUUUAGAACUUGUAAAA
Lates calcarifer (barramundi perch) is the source of this 5174-nucleotide messenger RNA. RefSeq names its product zinc finger protein 385C (gene znf385c). Gene Ontology annotation, molecular function: zinc ion binding; nucleic acid binding. Lineage: Eukaryota; Metazoa; Chordata; Actinopteri; Centropomidae. The transcript is spliced from 10 exons. Gene Ontology annotation, cellular component: nucleus. Bases 258 to 2114 code for a protein of 618 amino acids. The record is from RefSeq and is a predicted model, not a curated record.